Pomacea canaliculata is the source of this 835-nucleotide messenger RNA. RefSeq lists its product as uncharacterized. The record is from RefSeq and is a predicted model, not a curated record. Lineage: Eukaryota; Metazoa; Mollusca; Gastropoda; Architaenioglossa; Ampullariidae. Bases 105 to 434 code for a protein of 109 amino acids. The transcript has 3 exons.
AUUUUUCCAUAAAUGGAAAUCUGAUAAGACCAUAAUCCUUGCAUGUAUAUAUAAAAGAAAAUGUUCUCAGAAUAUUGGACAUCAACCUUACAAGUGACACUACAAUGCAUGUUGCACUCCUCCUGGUUUUUGCUUUUGUGGGCUUUUCCUUUGCCUGCACAAUUGACAGUGAAUGUGGUGAUGAUGAGUGUUGUUUUAUUGAAAACCCUAUGAUUAUGAGCAAGCGAGCUGCAGUCGCUCCAGUGGACAGCCUCUUAUUGCCAAUCAGAUUUACAGGAAAAUGCACACCAAAACAGGAUGAAGGAAAGAGCUGUAGUGGCAUGUACUCCUGUGGAUGUAAGGCUGGCCUUCGCUGUCAGAUCAGCGAAUUGCAACUAUUUAAAAGAGUGAUUGCUUAUUUGCCUGCUUAUUGUAUAAAGGAUACUACAGUCUAAAGUUCUGAGCCAUCUCUUCGUUCAGAACCAAGUCUGAAACUGUCUAACCCUAAAUUUAGAAGGUAUUAUUGAUCUACAUAAACUGCAAGGGCAAAGACUAAAAACUUGCUCCUCUAAUUCCAGCCACAAAAAUUUAAAGCCAAAUCACAUUUUAAAACUCAAACAGAUACACAUUACAGCAUGCUCUACAUAUCUGGUGUAAAAUGGUGCUGCAAGCACUCAAGAAGACUCUAGCAGAAUAACUGUCCAUCACAGAAUAAAUUCCAUCAAUCUUUUUUCAAUGGUCUCAACAUUUACAUUGAUUAAUUAAAAGUGUUGAUUUUUUUUAAUACAGUUUUUUUUAAAAAAGUCUAUGUCCUCAAACAAAUGCUGGCUUAAUAAAGAAAGUUCUGAACCAUAAA